AUGAUGACGUUGUCCCGAAAAGCGGGUACUGCGGUGCCAACGCGUUCAGAGACGUCAGGACGCCAACAUAUUACUGCUACUAAUACCUUUGAGACCUCAAUUCCGGUCACUACCACCAUCGCCACGAAGGACGUGAUAAAAGGAUCUGAAUCGUUUGACAUGCGCAGCCAAACUUGUGUCGAGUUUCUGCAUAUAAUGAAAGAAUUCUCUGAGAGUUCGUGCGAUGCUAGUGAGACUGUGCAACGUGUGGAUUCGCUUGUAAGUCAAGACGAACAGCUGCUUCGAUUGUUUCCACUGUCACGUACGAAGGAGGAUAACGACGCUAUGCGAAGAUCACAACGAGCAUGGGAAGACAACGAUAGUGAGGCAUUUGCGAGAAUAGAAACGAGAGAUGAAGACAAGGAAUUGGAAACUCAAGACGAUCUUCAGCGUUGGAUGGAUCUCGACCUUGGCGACCUUGAUCACCACAUGGACGUAUUUGAUUUUCAGCAUGCGCAGCCAUUGAUACAUAGCAGCAUUGUGAUAUCAGAGGUCAACAAUAGUGCGUGUCCAGCUACGUCUAUUUCUAUGCAGUCUAUGAAACGUAGUACGAACAGUAACAAGCUACAAAAAUCUACUGAAGCAGCAAAUAGUACGUCAGCAUACCCGCGAGAAAAGAAAGCAGUAAGCGUAUCACAAAGGCCGCCUCUGGAUAUGUCCAAUUCAAAGUCACUGCUAAAUGCCAGGUCUGAUACAUCAGCACUCAUAAAUCACGACAAUGAUUCGGGCUUUGCACCUGAUAGGGUAGCUCAUCCGCCGCUGAAACGUGCCAAACUUCAGAGACCAUCGAGUACACCAGCACUGCGUGUCUCUGUAUCGUCCGACACAGAAAACAAAGCUGAUACAGAUGACGAGAGCAAGGUGGAUGAGGAUGAAAAUGGUAAUGUCUGGGGGAUGGAAAAUGAUGGUUACGAGCACGAUUUGCUCUCGUCUAUUGACCACAGUGUCCUGUGCGAUCGCGAAAAUCGUUUUCUUCAAUGGGACUUAGAAGUGGCUCAUCAGCAAGAACAGCAAAGAUCGCAGACAAACGCGUCUGACCCAAGUGUGAAUGGCAUGACUAUUGCUACAAGUGCUGGUCUUACGGGUCUCACAAUGAUCGAAACUCACCGUCCUCUGCAACAAUCCAGUCAAAAGGUCAUGGCUUCUAGUCCUAUGAGUAGUAAAAGCCCGUCAAACGUUGAAAUUGUCGAAGACUGGAACAGUUUAGACUUUGGUACGUUCCAGAAUCGCACUGUGAGCCACAUUUUGAGCACCUGUCUGCAUAAACGAAAAUUGCAUCAUCCUUACAAGAAUCAAGUACAACUAGUAAACUUUCGCGUGCCAAGCAAUGGCGAUGUGCCUGCAGGACGUGUCGCUGGGUCGCAUCCGCACCAACUUGGUGGGUCUUUGGCAACGAGUCUUGCUUUUGGUGGUCAACAAAAUAGUGGGGAUGGCCUGGAUGGAUCAACGCUCAAUGGCUUUGUGCCUUUGUUAGCAUCUGGCCGCGAAAAUGUUUUAACGGCAAAGUCACCGGGUAAGGGGGAGAAAAAGACGCCGAAGAAACGUGAAGAACGCAAACGACUCAUGACACUUAAGAUGCAGGAAACAUUUGCUGACUUGGAAGGGACAUUUACUGAACAAGAUCUGGAUGUCAAAGGUAUUGUAGGCCCUGGCGCUUCACUGUCUAAGAUGGCGCUUUCAAAGCUCGAGAAUUUACCAUUGCCAGACCUGACAAACCUUCCGCAAGACCUUCGCGAGCUUAAAUGUAAAAUUGAAGCCACUGAGCACAAGGUGGAAGGCACAAAACAUCGUCACCGUAAAGGGGGGCCGUGCCCGCGUUGUCAAGUGCAGAAUCAGUUGCGUGCAGCAAAGCGUGCAUACCACAAACGUGCUGUAGCGCACAAGAAAUUACCACAUGUCGUGGUUAACGCUGUCAAUGAUGAGGCUCAAGAGGCUGCAAACGCACAGGCGGCUGCAGCUGCGACACUAGAACUAGCGGGCAGUGUCACAGCAGCUAUGAAGGCUGCCAGUGUUGGAGCGAGAAAAGGAAGUGCAACUUUAUUGACAAACGCAGCAUCAAAUCACGCUGUAUUGGCUGGGAUGCUAACACAAGUUCAACGAUCUGCCGCAUCCUCCGUGUCAUCACCAUCGGGUUCAUUGUGUUCGACCUCUUCUGUAGCAACUACUGUUACUGUUGGAUCUACUAGUGGCUCCUCGUCAUCAUCGUCUUGUGGUAGCGUAUCACCGCCACCAUUAAAAUCUGCUCAGUCUAUUCAGUCACGUUUUCGAAUUCCAUAUAGCCAAAAUUCGUCGACUACGUUUACAUCGCCGUCAUCUGCAACAAAUUCGCCAAAAUCGGCGACCAAUUCGUCAUCUCCCGAUUCUCACGUGCAGCACGUUACGGUCACAUCUGGAUAA
This is a messenger RNA of Plasmopara halstedii, 2436 nucleotides long. RefSeq lists its product as uncharacterized. The transcript has a single exon. The record is from RefSeq and is a predicted model, not a curated record. The coding region runs from base 1 to 2436 and encodes 811 amino acids. Lineage: Eukaryota; Oomycota; Peronosporomycetes; Peronosporales; Peronosporaceae.